Messenger RNA from Agrilus planipennis (emerald ash borer), 5588 nucleotides. Its product is annotated as C3 and PZP-like alpha-2-macroglobulin domain-containing protein 8. Bases 5 to 4363 code for a protein of 1452 amino acids. Gene Ontology annotation, molecular function: endopeptidase inhibitor activity. The record is from RefSeq and is a predicted model, not a curated record. Gene Ontology annotation, cellular component: extracellular region. The transcript is spliced from 17 exons. Lineage: Eukaryota; Metazoa; Arthropoda; Insecta; Coleoptera; Buprestidae.
AGUGAUGAGCACAGAGAAAACAGUUCGAGUUCGCGUCAAAGUAUACGACAACAUGACAUCCAUUUACAGCCAGGACAUAGAAAUAUCUGGUGGGGAAGGCAGCUUUAUUGUACCGGCUAUUAUGGCUGACAGCGAAUUAUUGACCCUUCAAGCGGAACUUGUGUCGGUCGAAGGCAAAGAGAUCGAGAGCCAUUAUGUGUUGGCAAGAGAGCCAAUCUACAAAUGGAACUCCUCAUCUGACUGUUACCUACUCAUUGAGGGUGUUCAGAAUACAUUACAACCUGACAACUCGGCACAUGUGAACAUCCUUUCGACGUGUUCCUGCGAGCAGUCCCUUCAUUAUAUAAUCACAACCGACGGUAGAAUAACAGGAUGGGACGAGAGACGUUUCGCGUACCCAGGCGAACCACCCUCCUCCUUGUCCUCCACCUCCGACAACGCACCCCUAUCAUCGCAUACCGCCGACGCCAACGGAACAUGCCAACUCAAUUUCAGUUUCACAGUAAAAAGCGUUAUGGCUCCAAUUAGUCAACUUCUCGUUUACUACGUUACACCGCAAGGCGAACCCGUAAGUGACUUCAUUAGUUUCAACGUGAAGUUGAUUUCCGACAAGAUUCAAAUUAAAAUCGAAGACAGGGAAUGGUGGCUCCCGGAGCAGGAUCUUGACCUGGAUGUGUCGGUCGAGGAGUCUUCGGUAGUUUGCAUUUUAGGAGGACGUUCUGGCACGGGCAACGACAUUCGAUUUAACCCGCACAAAAGUGAAGAAACUAUUUCAAAAUCGGUUAGAGAGCAGUCUGAUUUUCUUGAAACUGGUUUGACAUUUUCCCAAGAUAGAUGUUCUACAGAUGCAAGGUUAACGUCUAUGGAAACUCAAAAACAAUACACUUUCGAAAGCUUUAAUAACAAACAAUUAUCUGAGAGUCUCAUUGGAUCAAGUCGCGUAGAUGAAUUAUGGCUUUGGAAAUGUUUUAAUUACAGCAAAGAGAUAUCGUCUCUCGAUUUGGGUUUGACAACCCCGGAACAAGCUGGAGAAUGGUCCCUCUGGGCUAUCGCGGUUACUCAGGAAGGGUUGCAAUUCUCACCACCAAUUAGUUUAACUGUCUUCCGACCACUGCAAACAGAUUUUCGUUUACCCGCCAAUCUCCGGGUCGGCGAAACCGUCGAGGUGGACAUCAAAAUUGUCAACAAUCUUAACACUUGCAUGGAUGUUACAGCAUUGCUGGCUUUAAGUGAAGGCGCCCAAUUCAUAAGCAAUGGCCUAUUGUAUGUUACCGAAAGAUUACGUCUUGGACCUCAAGGAGCUACGUCACUUGUUGUUCGAUUGAUGGUUACACUCCCUGGGAUACGAAACUUGACAGUCGAAGUGAACGGCUACAGCAGUCCGUCGUGCGAGGGAUCCGAGACUAACGCGUCGAAUGCGACCCUCGUUGGAGCGAUAAUUAAAUCGGGCACAAUUGAUGUUCACCCGGAAGGCAUAUUAAAAACCACCAGCGAAAAUGCGUAUUUUUGUGCCAACGAAAACACGAUAAUAUCAACGGCUGAUAAUUACAAAUUCGAAUGGAUCCCGGCGACCCGUAACAAGGCGGGUUUAAUUUUAGAAGCUAAAGUGACAACCCCAAACAAGAUCGGGCCGUUGUACUUGGCCCUGGCCGAGAGCCGUUUCUCCAAGGAUCGGAUGUAUCGCAUUAGCAUAGGGGACAAGGAUAACAGGAUAACUUGGAUAAGUAAGGGGAAAUUUGAUCAUGAGAAUCACCUCAAAAGCGUUAAUACUCCAGGAAUCCUAUCCUUAGACGAAUGGCAGAGAUUCUGGUUAAUAUGGGACAAAAACUUGAUUAGUUUCGGCAAAGGAUCCGUGGCUAAUAAUCAAACUUUGCUCUCUUGGAAAGUGAGCAAGAAGUUUAAAAUUCAAGAACUGGGUUUCGCAUCAGCUUGGGGCUCCACCGUAGAGAUUAGAAUUUGGAAUUUCAACGACGAAUCAGGAUUUUCGCAAGUUUUACAUUUAGACACACCAAAAUCGGUGGUCCCAGGAUCAGAAACAGGCAAGCUGUUGAUUACAUCAGGAUUGGUCGUACCGACGUUACCAACCCUCGAACGUCUGGAAGGCGGAUUACUUCGCACAUUAUCGUCAAUUUCAUCGUUAAUUGCCAACAGCAAAAAGUUUAAUGGGUCAUGUCUUAACGAAAUUUUAUUGAAACAUAUUCAAAAAGUAAUGGUUUAUAGAAAAGUCGAGAAUUCGUUCAGCGAACAUCGCAUGAUCGAAAGUCACAUUUCGACUUUGGCCACCCUGGAAGUAUUAAUGAAGGCCCAAAACUUGGUCAACAUUGACCCUGACCUUUUAGACAGCAUGAAACGUUGGCUUCAAAUGCGACAAGAGGAUGACGGCAGUUUUACACCUCUUCCAGCAGAUGUCAAAUACUCAUAUAACGUAAUCAAUACCAAUAAGAACGACGUCCUUCUGUACGAUCAAAUCGCCGAAAUUACGGCCGAAACGGUGAUAGGUUUCUACGAGAUUGGCAUUGAAGACGACUCCGAUGUGGACGCCAUUCAGAAAGCGAAAAUAUUUUUGGAAAAUUCCUUACCCGAAAUAAAAACGUCGGAAGCAUUAGCAGCAGUGACAUUAGCCUUGGUGCUUCUUAAAAGUGCCACUUCCUCAUGGGCAAUUGAAAAAUUACGAAACGCAUCAACCACAGAAGAUGGAGAAUUCGGAUGGCCACAAGCCAAUUCCAAACGGGACGCGGCCGACUGGCUUUACGAAUCGGAUAAUGCAAAAGUUUUCAAGGAACCCGUAACUGGAACAUUAGAAGAUUUCAAAGGUUCUCUUUACGCCCUGUCAGUAUUUUCCAUAACUGGUGAUUUAAAAAUGGCCGAGUCUGUAACUCGAUAUUUAUUCUACCGUUCCUACGUUUUGGACGUACACCCUGAACUCCUUUAUCGCACCGUAGAAGCACUAUCCCAGUACAACCAACUCGUCAAAAACCACCACCAGUCGUUAACCGUUUCCUUGGCCACAUCGGGCAUGGAACUCACCGAUACAAUCCUGCUAACUCCAGAAAAACCAACCCAGGAGCUGCACUUGCCAAGUCUGCCAACUAAAGUCUUUAUUUACGCAACGGGGGCUGGAUGUGGAACCAUACAGGGAAAAAUGAGGUACUCAUCGUACGAAAGUCAGCACAAUGCAACACUGUUUGACCUUUCUGCCCAAGUGGUUCAAGAAAUUCUUCCUGGAAAGAAUUCAGUAGAAGAAAUUGAAGGGAAACUGCCCAUAUUAAAGAUACGAACUUGUUUCAGGUGGAAGGGACCACAACCUUCAGGAGUUAUCCGUGUAGAAAUUUUCCUUUUCUCUGGAUACGAGCUAACCUGCCCCAACCAAAUUGUCAUAGAGCCUCAAAAAUACGUUUCGCUCACUGAGUACGGUUACAACUCCGGAAACGUUUGGUUCAUAGUUGGCAACAUCACUGACGACUGUCUAAUAUGUUUUCAAUUUAUCGCUUCCAGCAGUACCAUAAUCACAUCCCUCCGUCCAGCCUACGCAAGGAUUUAUCCGCCUUCACGGGAAGAUUUAGCGUCCAGUGUAUUCUUUCACGCAAAAUCAGGAAGCUCCUUACUCCGAGGAAUCGCCGACGACGAUUUGAUCACCUGGUUUGGCAAAGACGCUUUCGCUAACAGAACCCAAGCCGACGACUCGGUCACCUGCAUGAAAGAUUGCAACAGUUGUCAGGCAAAAGUUACCAAAUCAAUUACAGCGGACAAGGAAAAUGCCACUGAGGACGUUCCAAAAGAAAUUUUGCCUGCGUCUCCAGAAGAGACAGAAUAUCCCAUUCAUGUAAACCAAAAGUCAAUAAAUGUCAUGAUUGAAGAUAUGGAGGAUCGCAGUGAAAAUAUAAGCAGUCACUGCGAAAAUAGGGAAGUAGACUUUGUAACCACUUCUUCCUUGAACGGAACCAGUACAGAUGAAAGCGAUUUGAACAAUAACAAAAACGUUUCUUCAGCAGUAUCUUCCACAAUUACUUCCAUAAUUGAAUCUUCUUCUUUGGAUAACGACAUUGAUAGACAAGAAAGUACAGAAUCGACCGAUUCUUUACCCAAAAAUGAAACUUUGACUGAUCACCAUCAGCAAUCAGCUCAAACAUAUGUUCCAAAACACGUGAACACGAAGAUCAGUGACGUUUCGUUAAAGUAUCUUCAGCAAAUCGACGAUCAACCUGACACAAGUGAAAGGGAUUUCGAUCCUGAUGUUAAAAACGAUCGAUACAUUCUGCUGGAUAAAAAGGAACUGUGGGGCCUGCUGAAAGAAGCGGUCAGUGAUCAGAUCGAAGAGAAAUUGAGAAGAAGCGAGAAGGAAAUCACUAAAAAUGCAAACUAAACACCGAAUCAUUGUUAUUGUUGAUUAGAGAUGUUAUGUAAUAUGGUAAGUACAUAAGUAUGUUAAAGGUGUAAGUAUGAUGUUAGUUUAUUUUUUCGAGGGUUAGCAUAACACUGAUUAUGAGCAUGAUACGAAUUUUGUGUGCUUCUAUACGUUUUAAAUAAGGGUUUUAGAUUUUUAGAAGUAACAUAAAUUCGAAACUACAUAAGGCCCCUGUUUCGUCCAAAAAAAAUUCUGAUUGACAUCAAAUUAAACCUUUGUAAAGUGAAAUCUCGUUUCCUAUGGGAAAAAAUUAUUCCUGUCUGGAUGUAUCCCUUAGAUUUUUCCUUUGUGUUCGGCAUCCAAAGUAACCCCAUAUGAAGUCAAUUUAGACUGAUAACUUCCUAAAUUCGUUUAAAAAUUUUAUUUAAAUACUAGCAACUCGUUCAUUUAAAAUAUCCGAACUUCAUAUAUUUGUUAUUUUCUGUAGAUACAAGUAUGAUUCCAAAAUCGAUAUUUUGGAAAAUUGGAAUAUGAUAAAAUUUUCCAUAUAAAGCCUUCGUUCUUCCCAUUUCAAACGCUAAAAUUCUAAAGUCAAAAAUGAGCUAAAAGCCAAGGCGUAUUGAAUACCAUCAAAUUGUAUUAAUAUGAAACUAAUCAACAAAACAAACUGUUUUAAACAAGAUGUUUCAAUAAACUAACAUUUCCCCAUACAUACCUACAAGAAAAAUUAGUCACAAAAAGUGAAAAAAAUAAAUAGUGCUUAAUAACUCUUACAUAGAAUUCUUAAAGACGCAUUUAGAUAAAAAAAAAUUAAUUUUGGUGACAGAGUAGCUGGACGAAGUCAACUUUACCUUUUAACAACUCUAUAUAUUGUACUAUAGACACACUUAAGUCUAUUUAAUUCAAUAUGUCAAUGUAAUAAGUGUACGAUAAAGAUUAGGAUUCUAGUUUUAAUAAAAAUACUGCAAUCUACAGCUAUGAUUUUGAAAUCAAUAAACUCGAACACUUUUAAUGAAAAUUCAAUAUUUUAUCUAUAAACCAUAUGUAUAAAAUGUGUAGGUACGUAUUUCUUUAUAAGUUUUGUGGUGAUAUGAACAAACCGUAAUUUAAGUAUUAAAAUAUAUACAUACAUGAAGCAUAGCGAAGUCCUUUAUAUGAUCAUAUCUUAAUAUCAAUGCUCCCAUGGACUUAAAUAUCUCCAAAUGUAAAAUUCUACAACCCUAUCUCAAAUCUAACCUCUGUU